UGUGUGGCGGACGAGGUCAGCACCAGAUUCGCCAGACGCCGAGCGGCGGCGGUGUGGAGCCUGUCAUUCCUGGGGAUCAGCUAACUCCACCUCGUUCUUUGGUGUUUCUGUAUUUUUCUCACGCCUACCACUCAGGAUGAACCCGGAGCCGAGGCAGCGGCAGGAGAACUUAUUCACCGAUGCAACCCAAAGUGUGGAAGAGGACCCACUAAUAGACCAUUGCCUCCUUUAUGGCGAUGCUGUUGUUGGUGAUAUGCGAGCUCAUUUCAAAGGUGUGCCAACAGUCUGUUGGGGAAUUCUGUUAGCAUUUCUGCAUGUUGCUUUUGUAGUUUUGGCAUUCCUUUUGGUCUUUUUGUGUGAAACACCACCAGCUGACCUUUGCAGAAGUGUCCUUGGGUCCUUCAAAGCUGUGACCAUUAUAACAAUUACAAAAGUUAUCCUUUGGGCUGUCUAUGCUGCCUUUGAAUAUUACUUGCAAGUUCAGCAUUCCAAGUUCAGAACGAGAGGCUAUCUGGAAUUGUACCGCUCCAUUAGGCAUCUGAAGCGUCUGCCGCUACUUAUUCAUUCUGCAGGAAAUGCAACAUUCUUAGUACUUUUUGUACUGAUUCAGCUUGAACUGGAAAGUCUGGUGAUAUACUUCAUUCUUGGAGUCCUGACAGUGGAGCUUUUCUUUUCUUCAGUAUGCCUCAUCAUUUACACAGUAAAGAUUAUAAAGUUCAAUCAGUUGAAACCAUGUCCUGACAUCCAAGAGGAAGAGCGAAGGCAUCGAUAUCCGAACCUCACUAAUGUUCUCUCAGAGACUGGAUUCAGCUCUGAUGCCCAGUGGUUGCAGUGUGCACUGCAGAAAUUCACCAAAGAUCCACACAGCACCUUCUAAACUCAUGACCACUUCCAUCCAGAAGGACAAGAGAGAUGCUGAUCCAUCCAUACAGGUACAUGGAAACACUAUCAUGUGCAAGUACCCCUCCAAGCCACUCACCAUCCUGACUUGGCCGCUGUUCCUUCACUGUCACUGGGUUUAAAUCCUAGAAUUCCCUCCCUAAGGGCAUUGUGGGCCUACCUACAGCACAUGGACACUAGUGUUUGAAGUAGGCAGCACAGUACCACUUUUUGAGGACAACUGGUGGAGGGCAACAAAGACUGACCAGCCAGGGAUUGCCUACACAGUAUAAUCAGAGGAAUCUUUGAUACUUUUUUUCUUUCUGAUGACCUGGUGGUAUUAUCAUUGCACUGUUAAUCCAGCGAUCCAGGUAAUGUUUUGGACUUUGGCUCAAAUCCUGCCACGCCAGAUGGUGGAAUUCGAAUUCAAUGAACAUAUGGCAUUAAGAUUCUAAUGAUAGCCAUGAAUCCAUUGUUGAUUGUUGGAAAAUCACAUCUGGUUUGGUAAUCCCCUUUUUAAGGGAAGGUAACUGCCAUCCUUACCUAGCCUGGCCUUUAUUUGACUCCAGACCCACAGCAAUGUAGUCGACUCUGAAUUCAACGUUUUAAGGAUGGGCAAUAAAUGAUAGCCUAACCAAUGAUGCUCACAUCCCUUGAAUGAAUUUUUAAAAAGAGACAUUGAAACAGAUGAGGCUACAAAUAUUGCUAGGUGCACAUCAGCCAUGCAUGACUAGGAACACUACCAAUGGAAUAGCAACUGUCUGUUUGUUUGUUUUUUUUGGUGGGAGGUUGUGGGCGGAAGGCACUGCUCACUGUGUGCAGGACAAGGCAGGGACAAACUUGAGCUUUGGCUCCAUUGCUUUUUAAAAAUAAAUUGCAAUGUCCAGAACUCUGCCUUUUGCAUCCCCUUCAUCCAAAGAGUUUAUUCUCCCAUUUUCCUAGACAUGAGCAUUUUUGAUAUCUAUCUGGUUAUAGUCCAAUUUGAAGUGUUCUUGUCUGUAUUUUCAUUUUGUUAAAGGUGCUAUAUAACUAAAUUGUUACUUGGUUGUAAUGCUCUUCACUGUUAGAGGGCUUUAUGCAGCCUGUGUUAGAAAGCCAUUGUCCAUCACUUUGAAAUGGACACUUGAAUGAGAAUGAAAAGCUCCUGACUGGCUUAAAGGCUCAAACUGAAAUGACCAAACAAUCUCAACUCUUAUCCUGAGGGUUUGUGGGUAGCUUCAAAAUCUCAUUAGGGUGUCAUGAUGGAGAUGGAAAUGGAAAAGAAACAUAAUUUGGAGGCAAUACAAUUUUUGUUUUUCUUAAUCAGAAAAGCAUCCAGGCAGAUGAAGAGAUAGUAGGAAGAGAAGAUGCUCGAGAAUCUUCUCCGUGUGUAUUUGCUAUAUCUGAUCUAUUUACAGAUGCAUUCUGGUCACUGGCAUACAGUUGCUGCUGACUGGUGUCACUGGGGCCAUCUGCAAAUACGUGGGUUUUGACAGUCAGUUUUGGCCACAUUUGACAUUGUGAGCACAUAGGGCCUUGGAUUAAUAUUUGCUGUACAGUGGUUAUAAAAUUCCCCAUUUCACCAUUUCAAAGCCUAGAAGAGUUCACCUAGUGCGCUGGCCAGUAGUUAUCCCUCAACCAACAACAGUAAACGGAUUAUGUAGUAAUUUAUCUCAUUUUAUUGCUUGUGAAACUUUGAGUAUAAGUUUCCUGUGGUGGUUAGACUUUGAAAAAUGCUUCCUUGCAUUAUAAAAUGCAUUGAAAUGUUACCUAAUGAAAUGCACCAUUUAAGUGUAACUUCUUCAAAUUUGACACAAAUAAGUUUGCAUCGUACAACAAUCUUGUAAAGCUGU
Molecule: messenger RNA, 2711 nt
Organism: Stegostoma tigrinum
Lineage: Eukaryota; Metazoa; Chordata; Chondrichthyes; Orectolobiformes; Stegostomatidae
Gene: tmem192
Product: transmembrane protein 192
Exons: 6
Coding region: 137-877 (246 amino acids)
Cellular component (GO): lysosomal membrane; late endosome
Source: RefSeq, a predicted model, not a curated record